This is a messenger RNA of Setaria italica (foxtail millet), 4823 nucleotides long. RefSeq names its product protein SCAR2. The record is from RefSeq and is a predicted model, not a curated record. NCBI's taxonomy places the organism in Eukaryota, Viridiplantae, Streptophyta, Magnoliopsida, Poales, Poaceae. The coding region runs from base 351 to 4244 and encodes 1297 amino acids. Gene Ontology annotation, cellular component: cytoskeleton. The transcript is spliced from 9 exons. Gene Ontology annotation, molecular function: Arp2/3 complex binding; protein kinase A regulatory subunit binding. Gene Ontology annotation, biological process: positive regulation of Arp2/3 complex-mediated actin nucleation; actin cytoskeleton organization.
UGCCAAAGCCUCUUCCCCUCCCCCCUCUCCUCUCUCUCUGCUUGCCUGCCUCGUGUGUUGACGCCCCCCCGCAAGUACGAGACAGCGAGCGGGCGGGAGGAGGAAGAAACAAAAGGCAGGCCGUCCUGCCGCCGCGAGCUCGCGGCAACACCACCACCACCAAGGCGCCAACCACCACGUCAAUCUGUCGAGACUUCAAUUGGCGAGGACAGAAGUGUAAAGGCAGGGGUCUUUGCAGGGCCGUGCAGCGCUCCUGCCCGCGCCGCCGGAAUUGGUGGCCGGAGAAGAAAAGCUGCCACGGCAGCGGGCGGCGGGAAGGAGGAGGAGAGGCGUCUCGAGGAUUGCAGGCAAUGCCCCUGUCGCGGCACACGGUCGGGAACGAGUUCGCGCUCGGCGGCCGCGACCUCUACCGCACGGCCGACCAGCACGACCCCGAGGCCGUCCUCGAUGGCGUCGCCAUGGCCGGCCUCGUCGGCGUCCUCCGCCAGCUCGGCGACCUCGCCGAAUUUGCUGCACAGGUGUUCCAUGGUCUGUAUGAUGAGGUGAUGAGCACGUCUGCGCGAGGGCACGGGCUCAUGCUCCGAGUGCAGCAGCUGGAGGCGGAGCUGCCACUGCUUGAGAAAGAAUCCUGCCAGAGAGACUACCUAUAUGUUGUUUCUAACAGGGGUGUUGAUUGGCAUUUGAAUCCGAGGGUGGAGCAUGGGGUUGUGACAAGAGGCGACAUGCCUCGCUUCAUCAUGGCGUCCAUCAAGCGGUGCCACGGGCCUCCCAAACUUUUCAUGCUUGACAAGUAUGAUAUCGGUGGCGAGGGUGCGUGCCUGAAGAGAUACACUGACCCAUCGUUCUUCAAGAUGGAUUCCGCAUGUUCUACCGCACUGCAGGAAGGGAUUCAAAGUGAAAGAAGACCUCUAAAAGCCAUGGAGAUCAGGCCUAACCUUCAGAAUGGCGAGAUUUUCCGACCCCCAAAUGCAGCUGACACCGCCUCCAAAUUGGAGGCUGAUUUGUCUGGUGAAGCUAUGGAUGAAGUUCCUAUAAAUCGCAGACGACUGAAGUACCGACAGUUAAAUGGAUCUGUAUUUCAAAGCUUCAGACCGCAUAUGCAGAAUCUGUAUGAAAAGGCUUCAUCAGAGGAGAAACCCCCUGCACUUGAUCAAUCAGAAGUGCGUAUCUCUAUGAUUGAUUCGCCUGACUCAAACACGGAAGAGAGAGACAUUAUGGUAGACACGUCCGUCAACAUGGACAAAGUCAAGGUCACUGUUCGCAAGAACAGAUCGAUUUCUGAAGAAGCACGUUCUUCAGAUGCUCGGUCAGCAGGAAGCAGCAAGGGAUACAACUCUGAAGUUGAUAUCUACGUGGACGCACUGACCACGAUGGAUUCUGAAGCAGAGACAGACUCAGAGCAAAGAGACCAUCGAGACCACCAUGCCUUUGCUCGGAUGGAUCCAGACAAUGCAUGCUCAGAUGCUCAAAAUGCUACAGCACCGCGGUCUAGCAGCUUUGAGAAGAAAGACUUGUCAGAUGUUGCCUCAACAAACAGAGAUAUGAGUAACCAGCAUGAAGAAGAAGCUAUUGUCUCCACACCACAGAUCAAACCAGUUGUUGGUGAACAUGAGAGGACUAGUUCGUUGGAGGAACUGUUUGAGCAAGAAAAACCAGCUUCUUGGGAUCAUGAGAGGAGUAGUUCCUUGGAGGAAUUGCUCACCGAAGAUUUCCAUGCUUCAGAAUCCGGCGAAAGAGAGCAAGCUACUGAAGAAACGGGUGGCAAUGGCAGUGCCACCAAUGCUUCAUCAAAUGGCAUGCAAGAUAUUACUAAGAAGAGCAAGGAAGCCAAGGAGAAUUCCAGCCUCGCAACCAUUUCGUUCAAGAAAAUAGCAAGCAAGAGGUCCAAGUAUGUCGGUGGUAUGGAGCUGAUUGCUUCAAAAGUUGGCAUUCUGCCAAGGAAACUCUCCAAGAAGCAUGACCCUUUCUGUGAUUCCCUCCGAAGCAUGGCGAAGCAACUGCUUGAGCUGAAGUAUGAUGGCACUCAAGAUAGUGACUUAUAUGACUUCGAAGCAAAUGGCGAGGGAUGCAAUGUCAAGUACCUGGAAAUGUAUGAUCCGCCUGUUGAAAUUAAGGAGAGUGCUGUGCACAAAAUUCCUUCAGAUUCACCUCAUGAUGAUGUGGGCUCAAGAAAGUGCCAGCAGGAAGAAUUGAACCAUGAGUCGGAGCAUGAUAUUCCACCAACUGACAGUCCACAUGAUUCGGUCCCUGAUGAUAGAAAUUUAUUUCAGGAUUCCAACAUUGUCACAUCACCCAGUUCCCAAGAGGAAGAAGGAUGUGCAAGUACUGCACCUGAUGAGCAUUCAUCUACUGGAGUGCUCAACCAUAUGUUGGAACAUGAUCAAGAGAAGUUUGAGGAACAUCCUGACAGGGAAGUGACCGAGGACACUGAUACUGAGGUUGUUUCAGAAAAUGCAUCUGAUACGGGUGAAGACUUGAAAGAAGAUAUUGAGGAAAGCAACAAAUCUGAUGCAUAUGCAUUGGAUGAUGAAACUGCUGAGUACAUAGAAGAGCAAGCAGUUUCAGAUGGCAUGAACUCCUCACCGGUUUCAUCCAAGCAAUCUGAUGAUCCUUGCCUGAUAACUCCACUCACUCUCGCAGAUGAAGAUGACACAGGGGCAUGUAAGAUCACCGACAGCUACACCCCUGAAGUGGAGCAUAUGACACUGUCAGAAACAUUCAUGGAUACUGAUCUAUCUAAGGUAGUAACCGAGUCAGUAAUCGACAGUGAAGAUGCCAUGCCAGAUGAUAAACAGUACUAUUUACAUCUAGAACCUACUUUUGGACAAGGUGCAGUUCUCAGCAGCUCCGAAAUUGUUGUCCAAAACGGUCAAGUGCCGCUGUGCAGCUCAUCCACGGUGGCUGUAACUCCAGAACUAACGGUAAACACCAAGGAAAAGCAUGAAUUGCAUCCAGUUGUGCAUCAAGAACCACCUAAUUCGUGCAACAGCAGUACUGAAGUUUUUGGAGAUCCACUAGCUCCUGACUCCAGAGAUGUUCCACCGUCGAUCAUUUCAAGCUUUGUUUGGAUGCUCAAUGGUCCAAUGCAGCAGUCAUUGAAUGUCCUUCCUGCUCAACCAACUUAUGGAAGUGCACAAGGAAAUGGUUCAUCUGAAGAUGCACCGCCGCUUCCCCCUCUUCCACCAAUGCAGUGGCGAACAAACAAGCUUCAGAUGGGGUCAUCACCUUUAUCUGCAAAGAUUGGGCGACCACCAAGGCCAAAACCUCCAGUAAAACACCAAGAAAGCGAAGGCAACUCUUCACUGGAUAAAAUAAAUGAAAAUGCAGAAAUUCUUCAGGAAAAUAGUCUGCAUAUAGGCUCCAGUUUGCAGAAUGAAAUGGUGCAGGCAACGGUUCCUGAUGAUCAUGAGGCAAAUCAAUUCCUUAAUAGGGAUUCUCAAGAAAAUCAUUGUGGAGAGGGAGAUAAAAAGCAUGAUGUUGAGGUUUCUAAUCCGCUUUCCUCGUCAGAAGUCGAAUGCGUGGCAGAAUUCGCUUCAGUAAAAAGUGAAAAUCUGCACAUUUCGCAGUCAAAUGAGCUUAUAGUUAUUCCAGAAGAGGCGUGGUCAGAUUUUGGGAAUAUAAAAUUUAUACCAGAACAAGAAGGAAAACACCAACUAAGCAAUGGAGUUUAUGGUUUCGGUGGCUUGUACGCUGCUGGUUUGUCAGCACAAAAGACAAACGAGAAGCAUGAAAUAGUUGUUGAUUAUAAGGAUAUGGAUUUCUCAUCUGCAGGUUGCAACAAAGCUGCAGAUUCAGAAGAAAAUAAAUCGAAUGGUGCUCCUAAACAGGAAGAUAUGCUGAGUCCUGGCCUGACAGCACAGCAGGAAAAAGGUGAACAUGGCAAUUCUGAUGACAAGGCAAUGGAGUUUUCCUCUGCAUUAGAAGAGGAACUGGCAAAAUCUCCAACUCAUCCAGUGCCAAAACCACCUAGAUAUCCUCUACUUCCAGUUACUUCUCAUGACAGAAGCAUGCUAAGAAAGGCUCCAACUUUGGUUCAACCUUCAAGUAAGCUUUCAGAUGAGAAGAACACAAUACUGGAGGAGAUAAAGAACAAGUCUUUCAACCUGAAGCCUGUUCUUGCAAAGAGACCAAGUGUGAUGGGUGGUCCAAGAACGAACUUACAAGUGGUGGCCAUCAUCGAGAGAGCCCACGCCAUUCGCCAGGCUGUUGCUGAUGACGAUGACGAGGACAGCUGGAGUGAGUAGCUGCUUCCUCUGAGCAAUUUGGCUCCUGGUAUAUUUUUCACGAGUGCUGUGCGCCUGUGCUGAUCCAAGCAUUCCUACACCUGUUCUUGUAUGGAACAAACGAUGGAAUGGAGAGUCAAGCUUUCAUGCAAAACAUUUGGUUUGGACCAAGCAAAGGGCAAAGCUCAUGGCAGUGAUGCCAGGAAAUGAAUCAAGCUACGCUAAGAGCAGUGUGCCUAUGUACUAGUAGUGCCCGUUGCGUUUUGAAGCGCGUCAUAUGUUUAUUAGUAUCUUUUGAUGCGCUAGCUUCCUGAAGUUUGAUGCUCGGUGAGGGCUGUAUAUUCCUAGGGGCUAGUGUGAAAUUUUUAUUUUUGUAUCUUGAUGAGUGUACAGAAAGAAGCAUGAGUGUUGGGUUGCCCUAUAAAAAUGUGAAGCAGCAGAGCAAGCAACUUCAGUGUAGUUUGUACGGAUCAUCUGGCAAUGGCUAUCUGGGAUUAUGAGGUGAGUUGUAGCCGGUGCUGCAGCAUGAGGUGCAGCCGGUGCAGAAAAUUUGGAUUGUGCAUGAAGAUGCAAUCUUCAAGCAUUGUUUACUAAAACCAA